AUGGCGGACAAAAUCGGAAGAAACGAGCUUGCAGGUAGUGUUGUAGAGAAAGGUGGACUGGAUCACGUCGAGAUCGGAUCAGAGCACAUGGACGAGACUGUGAGCGGUCGAGCAGACGGUAUUGAGAGUCUAAUCCAAAACCCGCUGGCGCAUCGUUCUGUUGACCAGGUCUCUCGCGAUGUCGAGGUAUUCGCAUCCACUCACGGAUUGACUUCCAUCACUCCUAUACUGAUCAAGGGUGCACUUAUCGCAAGAGAUCCACCUGUGUUUACUGAGGUCCCCAAUUUAACUGCGCGAGAGACCGAAGCGAUCCGGAACGAGGUGCCUCACAAAUGGCGUCAACCUGCAGGACUGUACUUGAGUAUUGCUGUCUGUUCGAUUGGAGCCGCGGUGCAAGGCUGGGACCAGACAGGUCCCAAUGGAGCCAACCUCUCAUUUCCGGAUGCGUUGGGGAUUCCUGUUGGUCCUACAGUGCCAGAUUCGGACUUGCCAAAUCCAAACGCAGCGAGGAAUCAAAGGAUCCAGGGGGUCAUCAAUGCUGCUCCAUAUAUAGGAGCGGCUUUCAUAGGCUGCUGGGUAAGUGAUCCACUCAACAGCUACUUCGGCCGUCGCGGUGCGAUAUUCAUCACCGCAAUCUUCUGCUGCCUACCUGCCAUCGGCUCCGCCCUUUCCCAGACCUGGGUUCAGCUUCUCGUGACUCGUCUGCUGCUGGGCAUCGGCAUGGGCUUGAAAGGAUCCAUCACUUCGGUCUUCUGUGCGGAGAACAGUCCAACCUCUAUCCGAGGCAGCCUUGCCAGCUCCUGGUUCGUUUGGAAUUGUUUUGGGAUCUUUCUUGGAACAUGCGCAAAUCUGGCCGUGAAAGACACGGGGAAUAUAUCAUGGCGGCUGCAGCUGGGCUCGGAUUUCGUACCCACAGUUCCACUGGCCAUUGGGAUAUACUUCUGUCCGGAAAGUCCUCGCUGGUACCUCAAGGAGGGCCGUGUUGACAAGGCAUUCAAGUCUAUGUUGCGGCUCCGCAACACCGAAUUACAGGCUGCCCGAGACCUCUACUACACCUAUGCACAGCUCGAGGUUGAGCGAGCCCUAGUCCGGCAAGAUGGGAACUACUUCACUCGUUUUGCCCAGCUUUUUACCGUGCCUCGAGUCCGUCGCGCUACAACUGGUGCCUUUGUUGUGAUGUUCGCGCAACAGAUUUGCGGUAUCAACAUGGUCGCGUUCCACAGCGGUACGAUCUUCGUGGAGGCGGGAUCUUCGAUCAAGGUCGCACUGGCAGCUACGUGUGGGUUUGGGCUCAUCGCCUUUUUGUUUGCAUGGGUUACAGUGUUCAACAUUGACUCCUUUGGCGCCGGUCGCUUCUGUUGGCGACAUUCCCUCACACAUUCUGGACUCUUCUUGCCACCGGCUGUUGCUUCUGGAUUCCCUCGGAAAGCCGGGCUCACCUUGGGUUGA
Messenger RNA from Exophiala xenobiotica, 1449 nucleotides. RefSeq lists its product as uncharacterized. Bases 1 to 1449 code for a protein of 482 amino acids. Gene Ontology annotation, molecular function: myo-inositol:proton symporter activity. Gene Ontology annotation, biological process: transmembrane transport. Lineage: Eukaryota; Fungi; Ascomycota; Eurotiomycetes; Chaetothyriales; Herpotrichiellaceae. The record is from RefSeq and is a predicted model, not a curated record. Gene Ontology annotation, cellular component: membrane. The transcript is spliced from 7 exons.